This is a messenger RNA of Betta splendens (Siamese fighting fish), 864 nucleotides long. Its product is annotated as solute carrier family 22 member 7-like. The transcript has 2 exons. The record is from RefSeq and is a predicted model, not a curated record. Lineage: Eukaryota; Metazoa; Chordata; Actinopteri; Anabantiformes; Osphronemidae. Bases 180 to 668 code for a protein of 162 amino acids.
AUGCACAGAUGGAGUGAUGUGCUUUUAUAAUACUUUUAUUCAUGUUUCAUGAUCAUAAUUCUUCAGUGUGGAUGAUGCGUUGCUGUUCUUUGGAACAUGAAACCACCAGGACAGACAGUCUGAGGAAACAAGCAGAAUAAGACGCGUGUGUCGUUCUUCAGGAGCCACAGACACCGACCAUGACGUUUGAUGAGGUCCUGGAGGACGUGGGCGGUUUCGGGCUCUUCCAGGUUCUGGUUCUGGCUCUGCUGUACCCGCCCCGCAUGCUUCUGCCCUGUAACUUCCUCCUGAACAACUUCAUCGCUGCGGUGCCUCCUCACCACUGUGACGUCGGCGCCGCCCUCUGGAAUCUGACCCUGGAGCAGAGGCUGAGGGCCGGCGUCCCCGUGGGGCCCGACGGGAGCCCGGCGUCCUGUGUGAUGUUCACGGAGCCGCGGCUCCAGCCGCCGUCCGACGGCUCCAACGGCACCGAGCCGCCGACGGUUCCGUGUCAGAGCGGGUUCGUGUACGACAACUCCACCUUCGCCUCCACCGUGGCCACAGAGUGGGACCUUGUCUGCGACAGGAAGAGCCUGACGAAGACCUGCAGCACCAUCUUCUUCAUGGGAGUCAUGACAGGAGCCGCAGCCUUCGGCUACUUCAGCGAUAAGUAUGAGGACGGACACUGAUGGCUCGGUGCGGCUGAACCGCAGCUGGAGCUCCUCCUCUCCCUCCUGCUGUCCUCUUCCUCCUCCCUCCUCCUCCUGCUCUCCCCUUCCUCCUCCCUCCUCUCCUCCUCCUCCCUCUCCUCCACCUCCUUCCUCUUCUCCUCCUACUGCUCUCCCCUUCUUUCUCCCUCCUCUUCUCCUCUCCUUUCCUCUUCAC